This is a messenger RNA of Selaginella moellendorffii, 1092 nucleotides long. RefSeq lists its product as uncharacterized. The record is from RefSeq and is a predicted model, not a curated record. Lineage: Eukaryota; Viridiplantae; Streptophyta; Lycopodiopsida; Selaginellales; Selaginellaceae. The coding region runs from base 405 to 1085 and encodes 226 amino acids. The transcript has 2 exons.
GCUACCUGCCCCGGCUCUUGCAGUAUAUAUAUGAAGCUUGGAAGCUAAGACCCGAAUUGGAUAGCGCAGACUUGCGUGAUCUUGAGGGUCACUUACGCAGAUGUUUGGAGUUGAAGCUGAGCAUGUGGACGCACGAGAUCCUGGCAAUAAGCAAUACCGAUGCAGUGAGACGAAUGGUGAGGUUGUGCUUGACAGGCGACGCCGCAGACAUGGGGUUUAUGGAGACAAAGGAGUGCACGUAUGGCUACGUCACCUGGAAGCGGUGUGGAAGCAGCGGAUAUACGUUCCAUUAGCCAAGCUUGUUGCUGGUGGGGCUUGCCAAGGAACUGAGGGUGCAUCGAUAUCUCACUCUUUCGGAUAUUAGCGCGUUGACGAGUGAUAACUUUGAGCUGCCUCUUUUGGACAUGAUUCACGCGCGAAUGAGGCUUCAUGCAGGAAGUGAAUGCCUUCUUUCAGAUCUCUUCCGCAGGGCAUGUGGCUCGAAUAAGGCAAUGACAGCGAAGAUGCAGAUCGCAUCUAAGAUCGUUUUUGGGGACGAAGCUGCACAGUUUUACGUGCUGAACAGGAGUAAAAACGGCUUCGAGCACUCGGGUGAUGAAGGCAUGGUGCUCCAAUGUGGUACUGACUUUCAGCGUCCAUUUGGCAACAGUGAACAAUCUGUGAUUACAAAAACGCACACGAACUCUCUGGGCAUUGACAUGAGGGUGUUUGCAAGACAUGGAGGCACGCUUUUGCGACAUGAUGGGGCUGAUUUUGUUUCUUUUGCAGACAGCGAAAUUGAAAUAUGGGCCCAGGCGAAAGGCAGGACAUCCCCUCUAGGCUGGAGCCAAGUAAUUGAGUGCAUUAAAGUGUGCUUCCAAGAAUGUUUCAACCUCGAACCAGGUGUGAAGAAGUUCUGUGUGGUCUUUAGUCUGCACGGUUUCACAUUCGAGAAAGUGGAUCUCUAUACACUUUUCAAGGAGGAGGGGAUCAGAAUGGGAGACACAGCCAAGUUCAGCAAGAUGUAUGAACACACUCUCCUCGUUGAUCAAACUGGCUUGAAUGUUUUCAUGCCGGAUGUCAUGCAGCGACACUAUAAUUAUUAAGACUACA